AUGGACAUUUUAAAAGCAGAAAUAGCAAAGAAAAGAAAACUUCUCGAAGAGAAAAACAUAAUUGACCCAAACAAACCUAGGAAGUAUUUCAAAAGAGGCGAACUCUUAGCUAAAGAGCAAGAGGAAUACUUUAAGAAAUAUGGGUCGCAUAAUAAUCAAGAUGAAACAGAGAAUACGGAAGCCAGUUCUGACAAAGCCAACAAACUAGAGUCAUCAGAAACAGAGUCAGAAAGCGCUGCACUGCCUAGAACGGAAGUAAUAAAGAGAUUGAGGGAAAGAGGACAUCCUAUAUUGCUGUAUGGUGAGAGUGAGGUACAGGCCUUUAAGAGGUUGAGAAGAAUUGAAAUACAAGAGCCGGAAGCAAAUAGGGGUUUUAGAAACGACUUCCAAGAAGCUAUGGACAAAGUAGAUCAAGCUUAUCUUAAUGAAAUAUUAGCUUUAGGCACACAGAGUGAAACAGACAAUUCAUUGAAAGAAGAUGCAUUGGAUGACUCUAUAACAUAUGAAUUCAUACAAGAAAUGGCCAAAACCAUGGGUCGUGGAGACAGGAAUCAUGAUAUGAAUGUUAUCAUGACUUUGUUACAGGUAAAGUUAUUUUUUAAACUAUGGUAA
Hyposmocoma kahamanoa is the source of this 612-nucleotide messenger RNA. RefSeq names its product pre-mRNA-splicing factor 18 (gene Prp18). Gene Ontology annotation, biological process: RNA splicing; generation of catalytic spliceosome for second transesterification step. The coding region runs from base 1 to 612 and encodes 203 amino acids. Gene Ontology annotation, cellular component: U4/U6 x U5 tri-snRNP complex; U2-type post-spliceosomal complex; U5 snRNP. Lineage: Eukaryota; Metazoa; Arthropoda; Insecta; Lepidoptera; Cosmopterigidae. The record is from RefSeq and is a predicted model, not a curated record. The transcript has 5 exons.